Messenger RNA from Mya arenaria, 3837 nucleotides. RefSeq lists its product as uncharacterized. The record is from RefSeq and is a predicted model, not a curated record. Bases 328 to 3477 code for a protein of 1049 amino acids. Gene Ontology annotation, biological process: protein phosphorylation. Lineage: Eukaryota; Metazoa; Mollusca; Bivalvia; Myida; Myidae. Gene Ontology annotation, cellular component: plasma membrane. The transcript has 3 exons. Gene Ontology annotation, molecular function: ATP binding; protein kinase activity.
UUGGCGGUAUCACGCUGGUCAGCGGGCUUCUAGAGAUACGUUACCCGUACUGAUAGUAUUGAUUGUUUGAACUUAAAUAUAGAUGUUUAAACUUAAAUAUAGAUGAACAACAUGAACAAGUGUUAAGGUGAUCAAUCGAAAACGAUAACAGUCAUGAACUUUUGGUUAUAAAGUUUAAAGUUCCUUGUUCAGAGAAAUGAUGGGCGCAAGCUUGGAGAAUCCACUUACUGCAAUGUAAAGAAACGGUUUACGUGGACGAGAUCAGCAAGAUCAGGGCGAUAAAAGUACUUUUAUUGUUACCCUUGAGCGAAAGGAGCAAAACGGAAUAUGGAUAACGUCAAGAAACGUGUGGAUAUGUUUGAAAAACUGUCCCGAGAACAAAACAUUCCGAAUGAGGUCGUUAAACUUAAGACUAAAACAACAAACCGCCCCGGAAAAGCAGUUCAACGGCGUAUUUCGAUGUUUGAAAAUAUGUCUGACAAACAGAAUAUUCCAACUAACGGAUUGAAAUCACAACCAAAGUUUCAGAAUGAAGUUGAAAAGACAAACAAAUUCAUUGAAGAAUGUUUUGCCGACAAGACGAAGUGUCCGUUCGACGGUCGACUGAGACGACUUAACAAGACGGAAAUAGACCACAUAAUUGCAUUUUGCGAUGGUGUUCAAAUUCAGAAAGGGAGAUUUGCAGAUGAUUUGUGUGGGUCAGUCCACUUCAACUCAAAAAGUCUUCCAGGACUUAAUAUCCCUGUUGCAUUAAAAGACAUACAGACCAAGAAUGUCGACGCAAAAAACUCAAUGAAGAAUGAAGAAAUGGCAGCAAUUCUACGACAUUUCGCGGUUGUGCCAACUUUUGCAAAGUAUAAAAGUCCAGAUGAAAACAGAAUAUGUUUCUUGUCAGCAUUUAUGAUAAAUGGUGACUUGGAAGAAGUUUUAAAAGAUGAUAAUGUUCGUGCUAUACGUCGUGAAAGCAUUAUUCUUUCUCGGAAGCUCCGGACUAAAAUCAUGUUACAAAUUGCUCAAGGUAUUGCGUUUCUGCACUCGUCCACAGAAAACAAAAAGGGUCUGCUACAUCUUGAUAUAAAAUCGGCAAAUAUAUUCCUCGACUCAAAAUUCAACGCUCGGAUUGGAGACUUCGGAAAUGCACGCGAGGUGAAAAGUCUGAAAAACAAACAAAAACCUGAGUGUGACAGUUAUUAUGGAACACAUGGAUAUUUACCAGAAAAGAUAUCAACAAUCUCGAAGGAACUAGACUAUUUUGCCUUUGGUGUUACAAUGUUGGAGUUGCUAACUGGUGAAAACCCUUGCAGUGUUGAUUUCGGUCAAUACUGUCAAAUUCGAUUGGAACAGUGUCGUAAAAUAGAACAAAUUGUUGAGCAGCUACAGGAUACCUUGCAAAAGGGAGAUCGUCGCCAAAGCUUGUGCAGUACAAAAUGCAAAACACGAAUAAACAAUGUAACUGUUCAUAAAAUUGUAAAAUCUGCAAUUGCAACUCUAAACUGUUCCUGUGAUGAUGAUGAUAAUACGUGCAUUGAAAAGCAAUGUCGAAACAUGAUGUCAGAAACACAUGAAGAAAUCAUGACAAACAAUAUGUGUGAAAGUUGUUUGGAAUUUAAACACGGUAUAAAAACAAGCAUUUCCGAUCUUGAAAAACUCAAAGAAAAGUUAUUAUGUAGAAGCAGUCAUCCUGAAUGGCUUAGAGAUCUUAAGGAUAAUGAAGAACUCUGCAAAUGUUUUCAUGGCAAAAUGCAUCGAUUUUUUAAGUGGAAGAUCAAUAAAAAUGAGAUAGAUAUUGCACUCAACUGUCUCAAAGUAGUUUCAUCUCAAAGCAAUUUUUCAUUUCAAAACGAUGUGGUUUCCAAACUUUUGAACAUUGUCAGGAAAAAAGAUUUGUGUCGCUGGAACAAACCACCAGGUGACAACUGUGAGAUAUGUUUAAUAAAUCCGAGAAUGUCAUAUUCAAUAGACAGCGAAAUGUUCGUUCAUACAAAAUCAUGUGUGUCUCACAUUAUGGUCUGCAGUGAAUGCGCCAAUAGUCAUUACCUUAACCCAGUUGAGUGUCAUUCUUGCGACGAUGGUCAUCCGCUAACUUCUGGGCAAAAUACAGCCGUAAUUUGCAUCGCUGGCGGGGGGGAAGGAGCAGAUAUCUUCCUAAAUGAUGCAAUUAAAGUUAAACAAACGUUUCAAGACAUGUUUAAUUCACCCGACAAAUACCAUUUUCUAAUCAAACCAAAUGAAGAAACAUAUCAGAAAAGAUUAAAGCGUGAAAUUGAAGGGAUUAACGAAAAUGAAGAUAUAUCCACCUUAAUAUUUUUCUAUUCAGGACACGGGUCGCCAGAAAAGCUAGAGCCUUCUAACAAAGAAGUAAUCACAAAAGACAAAUUUGAAACAUACCUUAAGAGGUUGCAUUAUGUCAGUAAGGUGUUCUCUUAUUUUGACUGUUGCUUUCCAUUUACAAUCAACGGGAGUAUGCAAAAGAGUGACUCUGAGAAAAGCUCUGUGAAAAGCUCUGAGAAAAACUUUAAGAAAAGCUCUGAGAAAAGCUCUAAGAAAAGCUCUGUGAAAAGCUUUCAAUACAAGGCAGCCACCAAUUCCACUGCGUGUAGUGUUUUGGAGGAAAUGAAACAGAGUGUCUUUACAACGCUUUUUCUGCAAGCAUUGAAGCUGAAUACGGAAAAAAUAAAUUGCUUCCAUGUAAAAGAUUGUAAAGUUUGCAUUCGAUAUAAAGAAAAGUUCAUGGAUAAGCUUUGCUACGUAGACUCUGACGACAUUUUCAGUUAUAUAGAAGAUCAUAGAGUCCAAGGCGUGGACUUUACUCCUUCAAAGGCAACGACAGGGGGUGAAGUAAUAAAGGAAGAUAGGCUGUUUGUUCCAGCAAAUAAACUUGUUAAAUUGCAAGUGCGGUUGAUAUUGCCUAAACAAAACAUAGAGAGAGAUGAAUUAAACAGCGAUGAAUAUAGAUAUGUCAACCCCAGAUUGGAAUUUAAUGACAUACGCAUUGGUCUAUUCAAAGACAUGUUCGGAAAAGAUAUCGGAGAAGACUUACACGAAUACGCAGAUGUCUUGUCUAUUAAAGUUGCAGCGACAGGCAAUGAAUGUUUGAGUAGUAAGGAUUUGUUUGAGAUUUGGACCUCAAAGCGGCUUGUUGAUGUUUCCCUUCGCAAGAACGACGAUAUUGAAGAAGGCCGUAUUGGAAUAUUCAUAGAAGUAGACGAACAAAAAAAACACCAAGAUGGAAUUGAAUUGGUUCUCCAACAUUUGUUUAAUAGUUCGUAUGACUUAAGGCACACGUCUGAUAACAAAAAAACAUUAACAUUAACGUGUUGUGAUUUCUGCAAGUAUGUUGAAUUGGGAAGUCCUUUCCAUGACCUUUCAUCGUACUUGAAACAAAGAGAUGAUUUCGAACAGACCAGUAUUACACUGACUGUUCCAUACAACUAUUGUAAAUUCGUUUGUUUCGAACUGAAAAAUUGGAAGCGUUGAAAGAAAAACACGAAACGGUAUUUUCUACGGCCUUUUCUUUGGCAACAUAUUUUGAGCAAAAUAAAAGAAUGCCACAUCGGUAAUAAAAAGAGUCUGCGGCAAAAAGUCCUUUUUGUCUGGUUUAGCAAUUCGGAUGCUGGGGGUCCGGUUGACUGAAAUAGGUGUGCAUGCUAUACGGCUAUCUAGUGACAGACAAUGAAAAUGAAAGAAAAUUUAAUUUAAUGAUGAUGAUAUGUAUGGUAUACAUUGAGCUCUGUUUUUAUACAUAUGAGAAUGUUUAUGAAUGUAGAUGUAAAGAUGUUGUGUAUGUUUAAAGAUGAUGAUGAUGAUGAUGAUGAUGAUGAUGAUGAUGAUGAUGAC